UGUUUUCACUUCAAAAUCUCUGAAAAUUUCCACCUCUCCUCCCUCCCUCUGUCGCGCCCUGCCCCCGCUCCAUCCGCGCGCUCGCGCCGGCGGGCUCGCUGAAGCGGCCGCCAGCGUGCUCGCUCCGGCGCUAAAGGGUCCUGCGUCGGCGCUCCUCUUCGGUUCCCCUCCGCCCUCUGCGUCUUGCUCUGUGGCGGACGAGGCCGACGCUCCGGCCGUGUCUCGUCGGGCGGAGCUAGGGUUUCGUUGCUUCAGGGGCGGCUCAGGAUCGGCGAGAUCUAGGGUCAGGAGAAGUGUUUCGAAUUUUGAAGAGGGGAGAUUGUACUGGAAGCUGCUGCUGAUAUUGCAAAACAAUGAAAGCUCAUCAGCAUCAAAGUAAUGCAUCUGGCACAGGAGCAAAUACCAAAUCUGGUUCUGAUAAGAUUCAAAGCCUGAAAGCUAGUGCACAUAUCAACAAAUCAUCAGGCAAUAUGGCUGCAAAGCGCAGAAAGGGAGCCGAUUUCUCUCCUUUUGAAUCACAUACCGAAAGCAAGAUAGCAUUAAAGACUGGCAGUCUUAUGCAAGCACCAUCCAGUGAUGCUAUCAUGUUAUCUGCUCGGCCACCUAAUCCCUCUGGAAAGAUCAAACUUCAACUUUUCCCAAUAGAUGAGACCAUUCAAGAGAUUAUGCAGCAAGAAAAACACAACCCUUACCUUGAAUUGACUUUGGCUCCUCGAAAGAAGAUGUCCUCAAUUGUACAGCAUCUGAAUACAAAAUGGGGCAGUUCUCAGUGUGCAAAAGGCGAGCUCAUGCUCUUCCCUAAUGAUACUAGACUGGACACUAUAUGUGGCAGUGCAAGAUGGACUCUUGAGGAUUCUUGCACAGCAGCUGAUGUGCAUGUUACAGUUGGCUCCCCUUCAACAUUUCGUUUAAGGUAUGGUUGGUUUGGCUCUGAUUUGAAGCAACAAAGUAGUGAACCAUCCUUGGCAACAGCACACCCCACAGACAAGAGUAUUGGCAGCAAGCCUCCUGAUCUUGUUUUCGAUGAACAUAAACUGGCUGGUUCGGGUGAAUUUCCUAAUAAUUUUGUGACACCUACUGUUGCGAAUAAAACAAAUACUUCACAAGUGGUGGAUAAUCCAAGCAAGGUGGCACCACUUUCUUGGCUUGACUCCAUAUCUAAUAUUAGUUUUGGAGCACUGUUAUCUGAAGCUGCGCCUUCUCAAGACAGCAAGCAACCGCCUUCACAAAAUAACACUUGUCUCCAGCAGAUCCCUGUCACAUGUGAUUCAUUUGAUGCUGCUAUUGCUUCACUGAUUGCGCGUCAGCAACCAAGUAGCCAACCAAAGGUGUUAAAUCCUUCCCUUUGGGAAGCUGAAGAAACUUGCCAUGCAUUUGCCUUCCAGAAUCAAACUUCACAAGCAUCAAGUUCAGUUCCUGGCAACAGCAUGGCUGCUAUGACCCCAUCUGUCUUGUGUGCAAUUCCAGAAACUGGCACAGAUGAUCAGCAAUGUGCUACUGAUGGUAGGAUGGAGGAACUAAACGGUCAAACAUCAGUACUGGGCGAUGGUAUUAAUGCAGAGCCCUCAAUGCAUGAGUCAGCUGGCAACCCAGAGCCUGAAGCAUCUUGCCCCAGACUCUUGAGUGGAACCGACAGUAUAGGACUAAGCUCUUUGCUCACUGACAGCCUGGAUGCAUUCCAGAAAUUCUCUGUUUUCUGAAGCUCAUACGUCCAUGAAGAAAAACUACGGGUUUAUACAAUAUAGUCAUAUGGACUAAGUGAAGGUAUAUAUUAACCAGGUUUCUGCUUCAUGAACAUUUGUUCUUUGGAACAUUGAUCUUCUGAGGUAUUAGAGGGCAAUAACAAUUAACAAGUGGUAAUAUGGCUGUUUUGCUGUAAUGUGAGUUGUUGGGCGUUGCGACUUUUUGCUACACUCCUUUUUUUUUAGUCAAGAGGAGUAACCAAAACAUGCUCAAACUUGAGCCAACCAUUUUAGCAGCUCGACCUGGGUCUGGCGGGGCGGGCAUGGCCUGUUGGAUAAAUCUACUCUUGCGUGCUGUACCUCAGCUGUGCAGAGGUCGCUGUCCUGACCACAUUAAAAUUCCUACUUGCUGUCGAUGUCGUAAUUAUUCCUCGUUGGCUACCUGUAUCAUUGUAUCGUUGGGAGUUGCCCCUUUUUAAAGGGAAAAAAUCAUUGAAACAAUACUGGAAGGAUCA
Messenger RNA from Sorghum bicolor (sorghum), 2197 nucleotides. Its product is annotated as TSL-kinase interacting protein 1. The transcript has 8 exons. The record is from RefSeq and is a predicted model, not a curated record. NCBI's taxonomy places the organism in Eukaryota, Viridiplantae, Streptophyta, Magnoliopsida, Poales, Poaceae. Bases 354 to 1700 code for a protein of 448 amino acids. Gene Ontology annotation, molecular function: chromatin binding. Gene Ontology annotation, cellular component: nucleus. Gene Ontology annotation, biological process: pattern specification process.